AUGGCUGAAAUUCCACAAAGUGGUUCUGAUACUGAUGAUGUAUCACCAUAUAUGGGUUCAGAGCCAUAUAAUCUUGUUGCAAAAGUAUUUAAUACAAUAAUUUCAAUGAUUGUAACACAAAUCUCACAUGGACUUGAUGAUCGAUCACAUAUUGUUCAAGCACAUGAUGAACGUCGAAUAGGAGCAGUGUGGAAUAUGGCAAACUAA
Messenger RNA from Rotaria sp. Silwood1, 207 nucleotides. The record is from the annotation of a GenBank genome assembly. NCBI's taxonomy places the organism in Eukaryota, Metazoa, Rotifera, Eurotatoria, Philodinida, Philodinidae.